Messenger RNA from Schistosoma mattheei, 11220 nucleotides. The record is from the annotation of a GenBank genome assembly. Lineage: Eukaryota; Metazoa; Platyhelminthes; Trematoda; Strigeidida; Schistosomatidae.
UGAGGAUGAUGAUGAUGAUGAUGAAGAGGAUGAGGAGGAAGAUAGUGAUGAACAAUUAAGGCUAGGUAUUAGUGAAAUUUAACCAGUGAAAUGGCUCUCUUGUUAGCACAAUUGGUUGCAGAAUCUGGUCAAUCCAUUGUGAAUGGUCAAGAAUCUCUUAUCGAUCAACUGGGAAUAAAUUUUUCUGAGUAUAGAAGUUUUCUAAACAGACCACAACGAACAAAUCAAAAUACUAAUACAACAACUACAGCGUCAACUUCAGGGACAAAUUUAUCAGUUACAAAUUCACUGACCUCUACCACUCAGACAACCGUAUCGUCAGGAAUUCAUGAAGCUCAAGUUCAUGAAUCAUACGUAACACCUAGUAGUAGUAAUCUUCAAUCAAAUACCUUUAGAACCAUGCAAAGGGUACCUAGAACCGUAACAAAUAUCAACCCUUCUAGAGAAUGGCAAAGGAAUGAUGUUAUGGAUGAGGAAAAUAUACAUGAACAAACAAGCGAUAAUAUACAAAGACAAGAAACUAAUAAUGGAGAAGAAGGGAUCGAUAUAAAUCAAGAUCUAUUGGAUAUCGAAGAUGCACAGGAAGGAUUAGAUAUGUGGGCCUUUUCAGAUAAUUUAGAAGAAGAUGUGCUGUUUACACUGGCCCUACAGUUGAGUCUGCGUGAUCAAGGUGGUCCAGGUACUAGAGAUAAUGUUGAAGUGAACGACCAACAGUCGGGAGAUACUUCAUGCCUUCAAUCUGUUUCUCAGGAAGUUGUCUCCUUACCUGGAAAUGAAAAUGCUGAUCACACGGAACAACCAAACAACGAACAAAAUUCCUCAGAAUGCAGUCAGCUAGAUCAUGCAACAAGUUGGUCUGCUGAACCAAAUGUUUCAGACACACCUGAAAGGACAAUGAAUUCUCCUGUUCAAGAAUCAUCUAAUCAACCAAUUGUUUUAGCUUCAUCAAACCCAUGUCAAUCAGUUGUUACUCAUGAAAAUGAUUUUGAAGACAAUGAUGAUGAUGAUGGUUUCGUCACUACUAUUGUAGCAGGUACUGGUGUUGCUGUUCAAGAAGAAGACCUCUCCGAUUUGUACACUUUGUUUGAUAAUGAAACAAUGUCUUCAUCUAAACCUUGUGAUAUGACAUUUAAUGAAGCAACACAUAGUGGAAAUCCACUUACUCCUACUACUACUUCCAAUGUUACAAUUCGCACUACUAUCACUACCAAAAACUACGGCCACACAACUAAUAAAAAUCACGAUUUACAAUCAAUAAGCAGUACUAUUAUGAGCAGUGAUGACGAUGAUAGUGCACCGGAAUCAAAUAUUUUACCAAAUUCAUAUCGUUAUAGUAGAAGAAAGUCGUCUUUUUAUUCAAAAUCUAUAAGUCUAGACGAUGAUGGUGUUAAUGAUAAUGAGGAUGAUGACGGUGAUGUUCAUGAUCCUGAAAAUACUUGUGCAGAUCAUAAUGAUGUUCAGGACACCAGUCAUAACCCAAAUUUCAUCACUGACGACUAUUCUAAAGAUGUUAAUCAUCAGGUUUUAGAUCAUUCGGACAACAAUAAUAAUCUUGAAAAUCUUCGGAAUCAAGAAAAUAAUAAUAAUGAAGAUAACAAUGAUGAUAAACAGACUAUUUUAUCCUUAUUGAAUUACACUUUGAGCAAUACAAAUUUAUACUCAAAAUAUCAUAGACAAAAUUUAGCAUUAUUAUUUUGUUUAAAUAUAUCAAAUUAUUUAUCAAAUGAAUGGAAUAAUAUUAUAAUUAAACAAUCAAAGUGUAUGAACACAUUAUCAUCGAUAUCAUCUGGUCAUAGUCAACAAUUUGUACCUAUUCUACAAUUUAUGAUCAGUUUAAUACGUAUUUUACAUGGAAAUGCAUGUCAACUUAAUGCAGAGAUAAUAGUACUCCAACAACAACAUGUACAAUCUACUUCAGUGUCCACUACUAUAAAAUGCAAUCAUAUAGAUUAUCAGAAUAAAUUUUAUUUGGAUUACAUUAAACAACUACUGUAUAAAAUCAAAAUUACAUUGAAGCGGCUGAUUCGAGCAAUUAUUAAUGGUUUAAUACAAAUUGUUUCGACUUUUCCUACUGAUAACGAUGGGUAUACAAUAAAAACAGAUUUGUACGGUGUCAAUAAUCUACGUGAAAAUUUCGAAAAAAUCAUUCAUUCCGAUACCUUAUUAUUAUUAGAAUUUAUAGUACUACAAUUAUAUGCAUUAAUAGAAAUCUUUGGAUCAAUUCCAUCAUCAGCAUUAUUAUCUUCCUCAAAUGAUAGUUCUAAUUCAUUCUCUUUAAUUCAUUUAUGGCUACAUGAGGAAUGCAGUUCAGAUAAUGAUUGUCGAAAAAUGACACAACCUCCAACAUUAUCAUCGGCUCCGUCUUCAUCAUCUAUAGGACAACAACAGUUCAACCCGAAAACUGUAACAACAACAGCUGAUCAAAUACAUGUAUUGUCUAAUGAACUUGAUUUGCGUGCAUUAAUCGAUCAAAUAAUAGAAUUUUGUUUAACUUUUAUAGAAGCAUUAUAUACACAAUUGCUUAAAAGUUAUGAACUAACUAGCGCCAGUUGUUCUGCAAAUGAAGUGGACAUUACUGAACAAUGUGAUGCAAUACGAUUCAGUCAUUCAUAUUUGAAUAAUUUUCCAAAUGCUAUAAGUAAUCCUUCAGCAUGUGGUCUUCUACAAGGUAUCAUGUAUAGUUUACAGAAUAGUGGUGAAACUGUAGUCGGUACAUCAGCUAGAGGUCUACUCAGUUGGUUACCUUUAAUUAAUUCAUCUCACUGUUUAGAUUAUAUCGGUAAUCCAAUAAUGAGUCAAUUAGGUUGGUUAGCCACUAGAGCUUGUAUUAAAUUACCAAAUAUUCUAUUAUACCUUUUAUCAUCAACAUGUAAAGAUAAAAAUGGAUUAUCAUCAAACAGUGGGAAAUCUAUGUAUCAUUCUUUUAAAGUCUCUUAUUUAUCAAGUGAAUCAGAAAGUCGAUGGUGUUCUGUACUAUUCAAUUAUAAAGAUUUAUUGCGUCAUCCUACCCUAUUUAAAUCUCAAUUUACUGCAACAAAUCCUGUAAAUGUACAGCAACAGAAUGGUAAUAAUAAUUCGGAUUAUUGUACAAAUAAUGUAAAUGUUUCCAGUAAACUUUUUCAAUUUAUAAACUUGGAAGGUGUUCAACAAAAUUCAAAGUUAAUUUAUCCAUUAGAACGUGAAUUACAAUCGCUGUUAAUAUCUAUAGUAGGACCUAAAAGUUACCGACAACUACAAGAUGUCCAUCGUUUAGCUAAACUGUUACAACGAAUCCGUGAUAUCUGUGUCAAUACUGGUGGUCUAAUAAUUCAUAAUGGUUGUGGAUCUAUGGAGUUUACGGCUUGUGGCAGAACAUCAACAACACCCAGUUGUACUUCUUCAAAUGAGCUAAAUAACUUGUCAGUAAAUUCUAAACCUAAUCUUAGUACUAAUUGUACAGCAACAACUGUUGAUGAUGGUUCUCGACUGAAUUCACGUUCCUAUUUGUGGUCACAGGACAAAGGUGUAUUCGCCAAACAGCUACGUUUACCGUAUAUAGCUCAAAGAGAAAUUUUGGAAGAUAUUUCAUUAUGUUUAGCGAUAGCAGUGCGUAAUACAGCUUACUGGCAAAGAUUAUGCCUUCGUUCAUCAGGUUCUUUAUUGUUCUUGUUCCAUACCAGUUUGGUUCUUGACAGGAAAAUUGCACGCAAUAUGAUAUAUUUAAUUCAACUGGCUAUCUGUCCAAACUCAUUGGAGUCACGUAGUCAUAGUACCGUAAAACACUUACAUGAUGAACUUAAACGUUCAACUUAUUCAGUUCAAUCAACUGAAGUGAAAUUAUCACGAAUUAUUGCACGUUAUUUAAUACUACCUAGGGAUUCACACAUAUCUACUUGUUCAGAGAUAAGCUUAGAUGAGAAUAUGUCGAAUUAUAAUAAUUCAAAGCGUGCAGAUUUACUUAUUUCACCUUUAUUCACACAAUUCGUUCGUACAUUUCUGUGCCGAUGUCCUAAAAAAGCUAUCCGUGAUUCAACAGCACAUAUAUUAUCUACAAUAUUCAGCUGUGUUUCUCGUGAAGCUCAACAUCGUAUACUUAGUUUAAUAGCAUCUCUAUGGCCUGAAUUAUCUACAUUUGUACCUUAUUCCAAUCAGUUUGUCCAGUUAAGUAUUCAUCUAUUGAAUUCUUAUCCUAAUUGGUCAGGUCGAGCAGAAUUAAUAGAACAAGUAAUUUGGAUUUUAAUGCAACGUCUUGAAGCAAUAAAACGUCAUCCGAAUCGUACGCUUUACUCAGUACUUAUGCACUUUGCUCAUUCCCAAAAAGGACUUUUACCGGUCAACAGUAUUAGUUGUACACCUGAAACUGUAGUGACAGACUUGAAUUGUAAUCUGUUUAACGAUUUUUCCACAUCAAUUAAUGCUUCGAAUUCUCCAUUCACCUUUGAAUUGGAACCUUGUUUAUUAUGUUAUGCUAAAGUGAUCGAUGAACCAUUUUAUGUUAUUUUUCGUUGGGAUUCGGAACCCAAUGUAUCCAGGCGUUCAAUUCAAUCUGUGGUUUCUACCAUUUAUAAUAGUCGAUUUACACAUCAGUUUAGACAAUCACCUAUCGGAAAUUUAUUAUCGCAAAAUCCUCAACGUACUACAACUCAACAGUCAAACAGAGCUAAUGGAACAGAUAUUCCAUUAACAUCUUCAAAUACUGCAACUCCAAAUGUUUCUGGUUUAGUCCAAACAAAUUCGAAUAUACCGAAAAGUACCAUUGCAUCAACAAAUCCCAGUACAACAACGACAACAACAACAGCUACUUCUGGUAGUAGUGGUGUUAAUGCUAGUGGAGCUGCUGGAGCUCCACCAAAUCCAUUUUCACUUGUGAUUCCCGUUCAGUUAAAAUCCCGUGCUACUUCUUCAGUUCACAUUUUCGAUCUUGAAGGUAGCUAUUUAAUUUCACAAAUUACAGUCAAGUUUAACGUUUUAUCGAAACGUCCUAGAUAUGUUAAAACACUAAAUGUUUAUACAUGUGAUCUGACUGAUCGUGCUUCAGCAAGACUAAUUCACGAACCACAAUUAUGGCAACCAGUAGCAUCAGUUCGAUUUAGUCGAAAUCAAACAGUGGCUAGAAUUUGUUUUUCACAUCCAUCACCUAUUCCAAUCUGGUUAGCUUCAAAUCAAGAAUAUGCUACAGAUAAACGAAUAACGAUGAAUCCAGACUUGGUAAUUGAUUCAUUAAAUUUAAAACAAACACCUGGUCUACCUAUCCGAGCAUCACGUUUAGUUUUUGAAUAUGCAGAUUUCCAUUCGACCGGUCAAGAAGAACGUCGUAUUUGUCCACGAUGUCAUGCAUCUGAUUUACAAGGUAGUACAUGCAUAAUGUGUCAUAGUAAUGUGAAUGAAUGCUUUCGCUGUCGCUCUUUGAAUCUAAGUAAUGAAGAUGUAUAUUUAUGCGCUAAUUGUGGUACUUCAAGACAUGGUAAAAUUGAAUUCAGUAUAACUGCCAGACCAUACUAUUCCGCAAUUGAACCGUUACAUGAUCGAGAUGAUCGUGAAUCUGCUUGUGGCCGCAUUUUAAGUUUAUCUAGGGAAUUGAGUAAAACUUCUCAAAUACUUUCACGUCUUAUUCAAGUUGACGUAACUGAAUGCUUAUAUCGACUAUGUUCUUUAGAUACUGGAGCUAUUGAUCUCAUAUAUAUACAAGACUCACUUGCUUCCAAGAAUUCAACUGGAACAUCAAAUAAUAACACUUCAGUAAGCGAUAAAGCAAAAGAUCUUCCACAGUCUACCGUACCAGGUUCUAAUUAUACUGGUUUUGUUAAUCCUGCUAUAAUACGCUUAAUUAGUACUGCUUUAAAAGCACGAGCUUUGAGUUUAGAUUCAGCUGUAAUCACACGACGUCUAUGGGCUGCACGUCAAUCUGUUGUAGAAUUCGAUACAGAAGAACAACAUGAAUCUACUGUGAUAGGUAGUUUAAAUAAUCAAUCUAUUUUCAAUGGAAAUAGAUGUAUAACACCUGAAGUUUCAGAUUGUGCUUCUGGUAAUACACAAUUAAAUUAUCUGGAAUUAGAUAAAAUGUUUUACCCAUCAUUAUCUGGGUGUUAUUGGUGCUUAGUAAAUACAAUUUAUCAAUGUAGUUCUUUUCUACGAAAUAUUGCAGAAUUCACAUCAAUAACUAUGCUGAAAAAUUCCAGUAAAACAAUAUGGGAUAAUUCACAUUGGUUAUUUGGUUUAAAUGCUACAUGUGAUAAUGACCAUACUUUCCGUUUGUUUAAUGUUCCGUCUUCGUUAUCCCAGGCUACAGCUCUACCACCACCAACAACAACACAAUCGCCAGUCAUUAAUUCUAUGGAUAUUGUACGCAAUUUAAUCACAAAAGUCAUUGAAUCUGGUUUAAAUAUAUAUCCUCAACAUUUACAACAAGAAUUACGUACUUUGUUAAUUUAUUUAACCAAGGAUUGUUAUUCAUUGAUAUCUCAUCUCGGUGAUAUUCUCAGUGAUCGAUUAAUCCGAACAGCUAAUACUCAUGGUAAUCAAGCUCAUUUACUUGGACCUUUAUCAUACAAUGAUGUUUGUCUCUUACAAGGAAGUGUUGAAUCAAUCCUUCCAAGAAAAUCACAACACAAUAGUCAAUUAAGUAAACAACAACAACCAUUAGAUGCUAGUACUAAAAAUUGGGAGGCUCGUUUACGUCCUGUAUUUAAAAUUCUAUUGAAACUAUCCAGUGGUAAUAUUAGUAUUCAUAAUAACUCUAAUAAUACUUCUAAUCCAUCUGUUCCUGUUGUACAAAAUAUUUUGUUACCACUUGUGGAAUUACUGUAUGAGCUAGUUUCAUAUCAACCUAAUCCAAAUAGUUUAGUAUUUACAAAACGAUCACUUCUAUCAAUUUUCGCCACUAAUAAUCAAUCAAGUAUUGCCAACAAUAAUAUUUCUUCAUUACUACCUGUUACGCAACAAAUUGAAACAGAUGUUGAAAGUUUUGAUCAUCAUCGAUUCAACCAAACUACUCCAUUUUAUAAUAAUCAAUAUUCACCAGCUUCAAUUUCUUUAUCAUUAUCUGGCAGUGUUUCUCGUUCAAAUAUGAUUACAUCAUUUCAACCAUGGUUGACUAAUCAACCUUACGCUUCAUUUAUGGCUUGGAGAGAACGUAUGUCGAUACAAACGUAUGCAGCAUCUAUGUCACAACGUCAACACAUUCAAGUAGACAGCUCUAAUUCUUCUGAUCAACAAAUAAUAAUAUGGGAAGAAUUAAACGCUAAACAAAUUAAUUUAGUUGUACGUUUUGCAACACGUUGGAAAAGCGUUAUUGAAAUGAAACGUUGGGCAAAAUAUUGGGGUAUAUCCACAACAAAUUCUUUCAUCAAGGCUGACCGUAUAUCUUCCGAUAAUUGGCUUACUAAAAUUCUGUUUUCACCACCAGAUUCAAAUGCACGAGGAGUAUAUGACUGUAUGAAAUUGUUGCUAGCUAUUACAUCAAAUAUUGUACCAAAACAGAUUUUUGAAGAAAAUACCAAUGGUAGCAGUAUUAGUAACAUUAAUAAUGAUAAUGGUAGUGGUAAUCUGUCCGUCAAUACAAACUGUAAUAAUAGUUUAAACAUUUUGUUUAAUAAGCGUCGAUGUGCUGUAUUACUAUAUCUUACUGAAAUUUGUGUUCCUCGACUGGAUGAAUUAGCAUCGACACGUGAUGCAUAUUUAUUACUUACUGAACGUGCAACGACGCCUUCAGCAUCAGUAUCAUCAUCAUCAGCGGCGUCAGCAGCAGCAACCGCAGCGCGAAACAGUUCUUUUACACAUUAUUCUACCACAACUGCUGGAGAUAUCUUUGUCACAGAAUUUCGUCAGUUAACGACAUUAGAAUCAUCAGAACACAGUUCAACUGGACGUAAACAAAAACACCAUACAAAUAGUACUACCACUACUAGUAGUAAUAUAUCUACUUCUGGGCCAAAUGGAAUUACUAUAUCGAAUUCACCGUACAUACCUUAUUUAUUAAUUAAGGGGAACUUCCUAGAAUAUGUAAGAAUUUUAAUGCGAAAAUUACUACUUCAAAUAACUCGUAUUGAAUCGGUACCUGUCGGAUAUUGGAAUGAAUUAAUGUCUGCUACAUUAAGUUCGAUUAGUGGUUCUGGCUCAUGUAAUGGAGGUGCUCCUGGUUAUGCAAUCGCUCUAGUCGCAGAGUUAUUAAGUGUACUCAAACCACUCAAGCAAUUGACAAGAUCACAACAAAAUCAGUUGCUGCAUGUUUUAUUACCGGCUUGUGCUCAAUUAAGAUAUUUGGUAUUUCAACGUGCUGAUUGUACUGUUAAAGCUCAAACUGUAUUUGACUCUAUGCUUGCUGAAUUGACUGGUGUUUCUGGUAUACAAAUUAAAGAAUUUCUAUCUACUGUAUUAGAUGUCUUAUCUGAAUAUCCGAUUGAUGAUCAUCGAUCUGCCACUUAUUUAUUACAACGUCUGUGUACACCAGUCUGUCCUUUAGAUACUGACCAAUCAGUUUUCCAAAUUAAAUUAGAAGUAUGGCGUCCACAUGAAGAUUACUUAUUAGCUAGAUCAAGAAUUGAAAUUUUGCCGUCUGAUACUCGAGGUUUAGGUCCACGUAUACACAAUCUGAUUGAUUUUAUAUGCGAUUCUAAUAAUCUUACAACGGAUAUGCGACUCGAAAUAGUGUGUGAAGGACAAUACUUAUGCCUCAAUUACGUCUACAUGAUGUCUACACUCAAAUAUGGUGCGCUAAUCGAAAUAAUGUUAAUAAACCCAUGCGUUUACGAUAUCAAUGCAUUGCAUGAUCGUGAUUUGAUUGAUGUGAUUGUUCAUAUACUGGAGUAUUGUUUAAAAACACCAGCUUGCAUAGAACGUCUUACUGAUCCUGAUAUUAAAGCUGUACCUAGAUUACUCCAUACUCUUAUCAUUUGUCUUCAAUCAAACCAACAGAAAUCUCGUCAUCCUCAUCAAUCAACAGAUAUUGUUGAAGAUAUAACCAAACGUCUACUUACUGUAUUGAAAUCAUUCCUUGAAUUAGUCGAUAACAAAUUAAAUGUUAUGAGUUCUUCUUGUGAACUGUCUCAAUCAGAUUUUAUGAAUUCAAUUGAUUUGAAUUCAAUUAAAUUCCUUUUGAAUUUUAUCACAACUCACCCGAAUAUACCAAAUAUUAGUGUGGAUGUCGCACGUCUACUUGGUCUGAUGACAUUUUCUGAUGAAGAGAAAAUGGAUGCAAUAAUUGACUUUUUAAAAAUUAAUUUAGAUCAGUUAAAACCAUCAGCUCAAUUUAAUACAUUUGAAGUGGCUCUAUUGGACUGUUGUUGUUCAUUAUUAUUUGCUAUACCAAAAUCUAGUUAUAAUGGUGCAUUAUUUAAACGAAAAGUAAAACAGAAUGCAAUGCUUUUACAAACUAGUCUACAUUUCUUAUGGUCUACAUAUCCAUUAUCUUGUAUAGAUAAUACUAAUAAUAAUUUUGAUGAAUCAUUAUCUACAACCACUACUAGUUCAAUGUCCAAUACAACUGAUCCUGAAGUUACUAAAUUCUUAUCUGAGCCUUCAUUACCAUAUGUAUUACAAUUAUUACACGUUUGUGUUGAUGGAGAUCAAGAGGCAACAAUUUUAAGUCAACCUGAAUGUUUGGUUGAGACAGGUCGACGCCGAAUUGAAGCAUAUCAGCUACUUUGUUUGUUUCAUCAAUUAGAAACUAGUAAAUUAUCUGGGCGUGUUGGUCUUUUAGCUGAAGAUAUGUUAAAUGAUUGGGCCAAUAAAGAAGACAAUAAUAAAAUUAAUGUAUCUAUGAAAAACUCUACUACUACAAUUGGUCAAGUUAUUCAUAACCUUCGUGAUGCAACACUUCGACGUACACGUUCAUUAGCACAGAAUAUGCGUGAAAAACGUUUACGUAGUCUCAAUAUGCGUGUUAAUGAAAAAGGACAAGUUGCCAUGGUGGAAACAGAUAGACUUAAUAAAAUGACUGCAGUUGUUCAAGAAGAAACAGGUUUAUCAUGUGUUAUCUGUCAUGAAGGGCUACGUAUUGCUCCAAAUGAAGCAUUAGGUAUCUAUGUAUAUGUUCGUCGGUGUGUGUUAGAAGAAAAUAUUUAUAUAACAGGUUGCGAACCGGCGAUUAAUUUCACCAAUCCACCGUCAAACAUUCCUGAUGGUUAUUCAACUUUAUCAAAUUUCGUAACUGUACAUUUUUCAUGUCAUACAAAGUCAUAUAAAGCUUCAUCAGAGAAUGAAUGGACAGUAGCUCAACGACAUAACUGGGAUGUUGGCUGUAAUAACAUUUUACCAAUAUUGAACCCACCAACCAGUAGUUCUGCUGCUCCAAGUUCUACUUCUAGUAGUACUACAACAUCAUCGUCUGAUAGUAAGGCGGCUUCAUCAAAAACUAUAAAACAACAACAACAAGCUCCCGACACUGUUUAUGCUGGACAUUUAGCCAAUUUCAUGGAUUUCAUUAUGCAUAAACUCAGUAUAUGUCCUGGUUAUGUAAUGGCUUUACAUGAUAUAAAAUUGCUUUUAUUACGUUUCGCCUGUAAUCGAACAUUCACUGUUGAAACUGGUGGGGGUGGUAAAGAAAGCAAUAUCCAAUUACUGCCACAUUUGAUGCAAGUUUAUUUACAUUCAUUGUUAAUGAGCUCUCAUGUUGAACAAGAAUUGGAGGCUUUAAAACAGUUUACUGAAGUCCCUGGCUCUUAUUGGGCGAAAUCGGAUAAGUGUUGGAUUACUACCGGGCCCCUAUAUCGUCUAGUGGCGGCUUUACAUCUAUGGUCACGUGAUGAAUGGCAUAAUCAUCGGGCGACUUUAUUACAUAGUCUAUUGUAUAUGGCUGUGGGACGUUCAAAUAAUGUAACGUGUUCAACCAGUACUGUCGAUAGUCAAUUUACGCUGAUUAAACCAUAUUUAAUCUACUUUGGUCUAAUCGAUUCUAUUUAUGAAUAUUUAUUUAAGAAUGUUCCAUUGACAAGUUCAAUGGAAACUAAAUUGAAGUCAGUUACAUCAAGUAGUAGUAGUAGUGUUAGUCAGACAUCACCAUCAUGGUCUGUUUCUUUAUCGCAGUACAUUCGUACAUCAGAUGAAGCUUUGAUGAAGGCAGCUCCAAAACUACUUGCUUAUUUUGAAGAGAAUCUUUUAACAAUUUCAAGUGUAGAGGAAUUUUUAGAUGUUACAGGCUUGUUAGAAAAUGUAAGUUUAAAUGAAUUGAAAGUAUCUUGGAGACAAUGUGCAACAAAUAAUCUAAUUCCACUGAUUAAGUUUCUAUUAACAAAGAAUGACUAA